Molecule: messenger RNA, 2466 nt
Organism: Lethenteron reissneri (Far Eastern brook lamprey)
Lineage: Eukaryota; Metazoa; Chordata; Hyperoartia; Petromyzontiformes; Petromyzontidae
Gene: ZMYND19
Product: zinc finger MYND-type containing 19
Cellular component (GO): synapse; cytoplasm; membrane
Source: RefSeq, a predicted model, not a curated record
CUCGGGGGGUCACGCACGCCGCCUGAUCGCAGCCCCUCCCCUCCUCUCGCUUUAUUUUUUUGCGCGUGUGGCUAUUUGUUUUUGGGUUGCCGUUGUAACUUUACGCGUAGUUCUUUUUUUCUUCUUCCAUAUUCAUUCCGCGGCGGCGAUGUCCGACUUCAAGCUGGGCAUCGUGAGGCUGGGACGAGUGGCCGGCAAGACCAAGUACACUCUCAUCGACGAGAGGGACAUCCCGCUGGUCGAGAGCUACGCUUUUGAGGCAAAGAUGGAGAUAGAUGCAGAUGGGAACGGGGCACGAAUCUUCGCUUUUGUCUUUGACUUGAACAAGGGUCGUAGUUCGGGCUGCUGGCUACACGAGAUGCUGUGGGAGCGGCACCAAGGAGGGAUUGCCACGGGGUUCACGGUGGUGCACAAGAAUGGAGUGACUGUGGACAACCGAUUGGACAACUUGGAGCUGGUGCACACCAACAUGAAGCCGGUCGUGGAAGAGAUCCCUAGGAAGCAGAGGCAACAGAGUUUGUAUUGGCUGGCCAUCCAGCAGCUACCGAGUGACCCGAUUGAGGAGCAUUUCCCCGAGCUGGGAGUCCUGCGGUACUACAACGCCAAUGGAGAGGCAGUAACGGAGGGAGAGGAGGAGAGUGGGGCCUACUACGAGUGUCACUACCCCCCUUGUACUGCAAUCGAGAGACAGCUGCGAGAAUUUCACAUCUGCGGGCGCUGCAAAGCCGUGCGCUACUGUGGCUCGCAGUGCCAGCAGCGCGACUGGCCGGCGCACAAGAAGCGAUGCCGAGAGCGGAAGCGUUCGAGUCACCCGGCGCUGGAGCCCGAGCGGUGACUUCCCCUGCUGCGUAUUUCUCCUUGCGUCGUUGAGCAAGGCCUGCGGAGAGUGAUGGGAGGCGGCAGCGGUGCCCGCCCACCGUGCCACUUCACCCUUCCUGGACUCUGUUACUUUUAAUGAGAAGAGGUUUUCGCUGGAUUUACAAAUGCUGCACUACUUAUGUUCGCGCGUCUGGGUGGCCUCUACACAAUGUGCGCUGUUGGAUGAAGGAUUUUAAGAAUUGUUCAGCAGCCAUACUGCGAAAGUUUUGAACUAUUCGCAAUUCCCUCAAUUUCACAACUGCUACCUUCAUUGUACAUAACAAGCAAUGGUUUUUAAGCCGAAAUAAUAAGUACAGUUUUUUCAUACGCGUUAUUGGGAAAUGUUAUUUAUAAGUUUCAAUUUGCAUUCUGAUAUUUUCAAAUGGAAUAAAUCACUUAAAUUAUUUGUAACUUGCGGAUAGAACAUCCAACUUCCUUUUUUAUUAUUUUAACUUGGGAGCAGUUUUGAAUGUUGUAAGCUAGUUGUGGUUUUCUUGGCAGUAAUGGUUUUUUACUGCAGUGUUGAUUAUUGUCAAAUCGGAUCGUCAUUUACAAAUGGUGCAGUUGACGAAAGUGUUUCAGUCGGCUUAUAUUCCCUACUUGGAUUAAGAUGUGACCAAGUGAAACUGAUUAUGGUUCACUCGUGCUACACAAAUUGUGGCUUUUGACACUAAGCAAAUGUACUUAAAAGUUCACAGCGUUACCGUUUGCCAAAGUAUGUGGUGUUGGGUUGUUGAUUGUUAUUUGCAGCCAUUGACAAUGUUGCAUAUGGCAUCAAACGUGGGUACUUUUGCAGAUCUGUUAACAAUUUCCACUGGAAGCAAGAAGCAACAGUUUUAAGAAUCGAUCGCUGGAUUUGAGCAGUUUGAUAUUUCAUACGUGUACCAUCAUUAAACAGUGCAUACUUUCUCUGGGUAAAAUUAUGACGUAAAAACAUAAUCGGUAAGGUAUGAUGGCUGCGUAAGGGCAAAAGGGAAAGUUGGACAUGCAUAACGCAUUGCCUGGUUCAUCUUCUUGGUUCUUUCGGUAAAGUCACGUAGAAGGGAAGUAAUAAAAUAAUAGAAAUAAAACAAUAAAAUCAAAUAAUUUUCACGACGUUUCGGCUACAACGCAAGCAGCCGUCUUCAGGUGAAGGAGAAUUAUUUGAUUUUAUUAUGUUUUAUUAUUUUAUUACUUCCCUUCUACAUGACUUUACCGAAAGAACUCAGAAGAUGAAUCCCUGCAGUCACGAAAGCUUUAAAUCGAAGCAUUGCCUGGUUGGCUGGAAUUUGACUGUCAGGGAAUUAACAAGUAUGUCUUGUUGACACGUGUCACUUUUUGAGCAGAAAUCUGCACCUCUGCUGGCCACUUGAAAGGCUCGUAAACGCAUCUGUUGGGCAUUUAUUUUGCCUGCACGGAGGUAAAUAAAUGACCUGUGAUUUGCAAAAUGCUGGUGCUUGUAUUGAACGGGAAAGUAAGUAAAACGUUUCUUGCCGUUUUUAAACAAGGGUGCCUGCUUUGCAUAGUGGUUUCUUUGUGCGUAUUGGAUGUUGGCUCAUUGACCCGUUGAAACACAUUCACUGCUGUGAUUUUAUUAAAAUGUCGGUAAAAUAAAGAAGGUAAAAUAUC